ACGGGCUUCCCGAAAAUUCUCGCGCCUGACUGAUGACUUGACUUCCAACUUGAUUCCCUUCCCAGCCUUGGCCUCUUUACUGAGUCGACCAUGCAUCAAAUCGUGGGACAGGAUGGGCGAUGGUCCAAGCAGUUCCAUAACCCUCUGACGGUCUAUGAACCAGGUUCCGCCGCGGAGAAGAAACUCGUCCGGAAGAUAGACAUGCACAUCGUUCCAGCCAUAUGGAUCCUGUACACGCUUUCCUAUCUCGACAGAGCAAACAUUGGAAAUGCAAGAUCUGGGGGUAUGGAGAGAGACCUGCAUCUAUCAUCUAAUCAAUACAGUGUGAUACUGUUGGUAUUCUUUGUCUCUUAUGUGGUGUUUGAGGUUCCAUUCAACAUGAUUCUCACCCGAGUUCGACCAUCUCCGUUCCUCUCCGGUACUUGCGUUAUAUGGGGUGCGGUUGCAGCGUCCAUGGCUGCCGUCAAUACCUGGCAUCAAAUGGCUGGUGUGAGAUUUAUGCUUGGAGUUAUCGAAGCAGGAUUCGCUCCUGGAGUCGCCUUCUAUCUCUCAUCUUGGUACAAGCGCCAUGAAUUGGCGAAGCGCUAUGCCAUCUACUAUACCGCCACUGCUAUCUCGGGUGCCUUCUCCGGUCUCCUUGCAGGUGUCAUCACGGAACACCUCAGCUUCGCACGUGGCUUAGAGGGCUGGAGAUGGUUGCUACUGAUUGAGGGCGUUUCAUCUUCUUUUGUAGGCCUCUUUGCUUGGAUUUUUCUCCCUGAUUGGCCAUCUACCACCUCGUGGCUGACCCCAGAGGAACGAUUCAUUGCUAUUCAGCGUCUCGCUUAUGACGGCAUUGGCGGUACACAAGAUGCGACUAUUCAACAACCCUCUCACAGCCAGGCAGCGAAAAUGGUUCUUUCCGAUUGGCGCACAUGGGUGCUUGUCGUUAUGUAUAUGCUAGCGACUGGCUCACAAACCAUCCAAUACUUUAUCCCGACUCUCGUCGGGCAGCUUGGCUACACUGGUUACAAGCUGCAAUUUAUGACCAUUCCGAUCUAUAUGGUGGCUUUGGUUAGUAUCAUCGGGUUCUGUUUCAUAUCAGACUGGAGGCAGGAGCGCGCCAACUACAUCACUAUAGCAUCGCUCACAGCCGGAAUUUCCUUCAUCGUCAUCGUCGCCGCAGAGAACCAUGAAGUCAAAUAUGCCUUUCUCUGCUUUGCUGUCGGAGGGGUCUACGCCGCGUGUCCGCUUACGCUCCUGUGGGUCUCGGGCCUGAUUGCGCACCCGGCGGAGAAGAGAGCUAUCGCAAUCGCACUGGUCAACUGUCUCGGAAACAGUGCUUCCAUCUAUGGGUCUUUCUUGUGGCCCUCGGCCACGGGUCCCCGCUACGUACAAGGCUUCGCCACAACUUGCGCAUUCGUUCUCUUGCUCGCUAUCCUGGCUCAAGUGAACAGGUAUCUCAAUAUCAAGUAUCCGCCGGAUGAGCUAGAACGCAGGGCCGACCUAGACGCUUCUUCGACCCAGAAGGACGCCAGUGAAGAAGAAGUCUGAUGGUACCCACACCUCCCCACGCACUGCGUUGAUCAUUUGUUAUUCCCAUCCAUGCUGUCGAUAUGUUUUACCUGGUGUUUUGUCGCUGUCUGUACAUCUAGUACCAGUGUCCACCGUCUGCAGUGACACCC
Heterobasidion irregulare TC 32-1 is the source of this 1664-nucleotide messenger RNA. RefSeq names its product major facilitator superfamily. Gene Ontology annotation, biological process: transmembrane transport. The transcript has 13 exons. Lineage: Eukaryota; Fungi; Basidiomycota; Agaricomycetes; Russulales; Bondarzewiaceae. The record is from RefSeq and is a predicted model, not a curated record. The coding region runs from base 91 to 1533 and encodes 480 amino acids. Gene Ontology annotation, cellular component: membrane. Gene Ontology annotation, molecular function: transmembrane transporter activity.